This is a messenger RNA of Dissoconium aciculare CBS 342.82, 1304 nucleotides long. RefSeq lists its product as uncharacterized. The transcript has a single exon. NCBI's taxonomy places the organism in Eukaryota, Fungi, Ascomycota, Dothideomycetes, Mycosphaerellales, Dissoconiaceae. Bases 216 to 1217 code for a protein of 333 amino acids. The record is from RefSeq and is a predicted model, not a curated record.
CGGAUUCAGUCCUGCCCACAGUACCUAGGUAGUGUAGUGUGAUUCGUAGUUGCUCCUGUUGGCGAAUCCUCCUCUCUCCCUCCUCUGCCUCUAAUUUCCGAUCUUCAUCGAUCAUCGCAUCACAGAUUUCCCCCAAGGUUUUUUGCACGCGCGCCCGCACCUUCACGUGUUUGGGCAGGAGAAUCUGUUGACUUCCUCGUCGCGACCCACGGUUGAUGUUGGACCUACACCGCAAUAACCCUAUGGAAGGUGGGAUUUCUCGGGCGGCGUCAUAUCCAUGUGAUGAGCAGACCGCAGCAGCCGAAACGGAGCGCGCAUACCGCCUGUCGUCGCUGUCCGGAAGAAGAGGCUGUCGUGUGCUGCUGUCGUGUGCUGCUGCGGCCGUCGUGUGCGUUGUCCGGCGGAAUGAUCGGCAAAGUCCCGGCUUUUAUUUAUUGUCACAGAUAUACCUGUUUUGCGUGUGUGCAUUGCAUGACGCUCCGCUCCCCUCGACCAAGAUACAACACCCGGGCAUGUUCCUCCACGGCCAGCCCGGGAAUACGAUCUCACCUUACACCCAUCACAGUAGACCUGCAUCGUCCCGGAUGAUCUCGUCUGGAUCUCGCACGACUUUCCCUUUUUUUCCUUCUUCUUUUCUUUCCAGACGGAGAAUGGAGGAGACGAAAGAUGGACAGAUCGAUACCGUGCUCUUCUGUUGUUUCUACGUGUAUACAUCUGUACCAGGAGGCAUUCCCCGUGAUUUGACUGCGAAUAUGGACUGUGAUUACACGCGGGCUGUUGCGCAUACAGGAUAUAUAUAUAUAUAUGCAGGUAAGGUAGGUUGCUGGGAUGGUGGAAAACCUCCUGCGCGGACACUCCACUUUCAGCCUCCUACAGCACCUGCUUUUCCCAUCGCAGGGAACCACAGGGAGUUGUGGCCGCUGCAGACACCUCACCGCAUCGUCAACGCUCAAGGACUGGUUACGGGGACUCUGCAUCUUGGUCCUUGUAGAUUUCGACUCGCGCGAACGCGGCGGAUCUGGAGAUCCCCUUUCCCUUUCUUCCCCUCUCUUCGUCUGAGACCGCGACCGCCUUGUGAGAUCCCCUGUCAUGGCGCAUCUCGUGUCCGUCCGAUUGGGAGAUAUGCAGGUUGUGUUCGUGUCUCGGAUCUUGCCCUGCCUUUCCUUCACACCAGGGCCAGAGCCGCAUUACAACGUCUGGGAGCCAUUGUAGGAUGAAGAGGAUCUUGGGAACGCGUUUUGAUAAUCAUCCGGACGGAAAACAGUCAUCAUCAUCUUCAUCACCACCCUCACACAGCCUAUCAU